Molecule: messenger RNA, 3309 nt
Organism: Dichotomopilus funicola
Lineage: Eukaryota; Fungi; Ascomycota; Sordariomycetes; Sordariales; Chaetomiaceae
Exons: 4
Coding region: 1-3309 (1102 amino acids)
Source: RefSeq, a predicted model, not a curated record
AUGGCACCCCGAAGAACCACCCGCCGGUCCGCUGGCGCUGCUGCAGACACUGCGACACCCUCAGCAACAGCAACAAAACCGAAACCGAAAACCACUACUCCCGCGACUACCACCACCACCACCAAGUACGAAUCGAAACCGGUCCCGAAACAGGUCACCUUCCCCGCGCGCCGGAAAAUUGUCAAGACAUAUGGACAUCACAAGACCCGGCGGUCUCUGCCGGCGCGGUUGGAGUUGGAGGGGGAGGAGGAAGGUGACGAUACGCCGGUUUCGGAAGGGAAUAAGAGGCGGAGUUUGAGGCAGCAGACGUUGACGCAGAUUGAUUAUGUGCGGUCUUCUUCUGGGAGUUCGGGGGGAGAGGCGGGGUUGUUGAGGGUGGAAGUUGUGGGGGGGGAGGAAGAGGUCAAGGUUGAGGGUACGAAUUCGGGCGAUAAGAGGAGGACGGCGCCUAGGAAAACGAAACGGAGGAAGACGGCGGGGGAUGCGCCGAUUCCUGGGUUGGAAAGGAAAGGGUCGAGUUUUCAUACUCAGACUUUGACCCAGUUUGUUGGGAAAUCUGGACUGCGCUUGGGCGAAACUGGUGAUGACGACGAGCUGCGGGUGGACGACGACGGGGACGAGGUUAAGGACUUGCCUCUGCCUGUGAGCAACACGCCGGUUAAACGUCCCGCAGCCUCAAAGAAGGGAAAGGGCAGGGUUGUCUCCGCGCCAGACCCGCACACGCCCAGCAACAAACGCAUCAAGGUCAAGCUCGAGGAGGUACCGUCCUCUCAGACGACACCGUUCACACCGUUACUGGGCCACAGUCCGCUCAAGCUGGAGCGGUCUCCGCUGACGCAGAAGUCAACAAAUUUGGACGCGCCGCUGCCGACGAUGGAGACCGUUUCCAAGAUCCCACGGACGCUGGUCAUCCAGGACAGUUACAGCGUAGGGAGCAACAGCAGCGUGGGAUUCCCUUCCUCUUCCGCGGGGGACAUACUACAAGAAACACGAGACACGCCCAAGAAGGAGGAAGAGCGGACAUCCACCACCCAGGACCGGGCACCGCUGGCGGAAAUACCAAUCGGGAGCAUCGAGCUUGGUGUAGAGUCCACACCGGCUGGGGAGACGCCGACGGCACGGAAGAAGCGGAUGUUCGUUGAGAUUCCUGACUCGGAUGAGGAGCUGGAGAGUGUUGGGUCGACGCCGUUUAAGACACGGUCGACGCAGCAAACUCCGCGAUCGAAACGUCAGAUGGUAGAAGACGGCAACGAACACAGCGACUUUAAGAUUGCCGCUGAUCCGGCGUCGACACCGAGGGUUCGGGGCGCUGUGGCGUCGAAAACGCCGGUUAGCACGGGCCGAUCUGAUAAGGAGAAUGAGACGCCGGUUGUUGCGGUGCUGGAGGAUGAGGAUGGGGAUGAGAAUGCGGAUGAGGGGAUGGGAGAGAGAGAGGGAACGCCGACUCCGACGCAGGGGAGGAAAUCGCAGGCGGCCAGUCGGGGGAGCCAAGUUACACCGAGGACUGCGUCGCAGUUUUGGACGGCGUGGCGUCGGGCGCCGGGUGGGGAUGUUGGCGGGUUUGGCGCGAUGACGGGGAGUAGUGCACGCGAGGCGUUGACGGAGUUGCCUGUGGCUGUCGAUGAGGAGCCGGCUAGUUCGCGAGAUAAACGAGGUGGUACGCCGACUGUUGGGUCGCAGUUUCAUGGGAGUAUGGGGGAAUCGGAGGGGAGAGCGCGCAGGGCUACGCCUGAGAUUGAGGAUACGGAUGAAACUGCCAGCGAGGCGGAGGAGGAAAGCCUUGACGAACAACGGCCACCGUCGAUUCUCCGCAAGCCCGGCUCACAGAGGACGCCGCGAGGCACGAGCGCGAAGAACAGCAGGUCUAGCCCUCCUAUCGGCACGCGUGACGAAAACGGACCAGCCGCGACCUCACCGGCCGUUAGGAAAGUUCAGAUCGCCGUUCCAGAUUCAUCCGCGGAGGAGGUCUACAAAGAAACGCCGCGGAAGCCAAGGUCGCACAAGUCAUCGCCCAUCUACCAGCGACAAACCCAAACACGGCACACCCAAGCCCGGUCGCAAUACUACAGCCAGUUCGAGAGCCAGCGCGUUCCCAUGGACGUCAUCCGGUCCCUCGGCCCCCAAACGGACCGGUCCGACAUCAUCAUCUCGCUCCACCCCAAAAUCGUCGAAAACAUCACCAACGGCGCGCAAGACCACGAGUUCCGCAACUACAAGUUCCCCGUGCAGGUCGUCCGCUGCUGGAUCUACACCGACCUGCCCGUGGGCGAGGUCAAGUACAUGGCCACGCUGGGCCCCGCGCAGGAGCCUGGCCAGCUGGACAGACACACGGGCUUUGGCAACGCCGAGUUUAACGAUGGGACCUCGGGGUACCGCUACGCGCACAAGCUGCGGCAGGUGUAUCGGCUGAAUAACCCGGUGCCGCUGGCGGAUAUGGCGGAGCAUGGGAUGGGGGAUGGCGCGCCGCAGCGGUAUCGGUAUUUGCCGUUGGCCGUGGUCGGGCAGUUGUUGGCCAACUUGCGGUGUCCGUUGUUUGCGGACGAGGAGGGGGAUGAAGAUGGUGAUGAUGAUGACGAGUGCGGUAACGAGGGUGGAAUGACGAUUUCGCAGGAGCUGGAGGAUCAACUGCGCACUGAUAUCCUCCACUCGACGCAGAAACUCCAACGGCACCGUCCCGUUAACGAAGACGAACAGCACGAAGAACAAGACGAAGAAGAAGAAGAAGAAGAAGAUAUCAUCCCCGCCAGCCAAAGCCCAAUCAAGAACCGCUCUACACGCAACACCUCUCACACAACCACCACAACCACCACCCGGUAUUACCAACCUCCCCGCACCUCUACAAGGGGCAGCAGCAGAUCCCAAGUCCGCCCGUCCCAAGCAACAACCGCCUCAGACCCCUCGCAACCGUCCGAGCCCGCGGAUAUACCACUACCACCCCCGCGUCAUCGAGCCCGCUCGCCCAUUCGAAUUCUUACCUCCUCGUCCUCUGCGGCGGCUUCGGUGGUCGGUUCCGACCCGGCGUCUGUUCCACGCCCGCCGCUGCCGGACGAGGAGUCCAGCGGGCUUUCUUCGGUGCCGUUGCCUGGGUUGGGGUAUGGGUAUCGGUAUGGUAGCACUGGCACGGGUAGGGAUGGAAGCGGAAACGGGAAUGGAACCGGGGAGGACCCGCCCAUGUCGUUGUCGAGGGCGAGAUUGUUGCUGUCGUCUUCGCAGGUGGGUGUGUUGCCGCCGGAUAGCUUGUUGUUGGAGGAUGUACGGAUGGCGCCGCCGCCUGUGGAGGUUUGGGAUUCGGAUGAGGGGGACGUCUAG